UUUGCUUUUCAAAGCCGGCCAAGUAACAACAUACAUUUGGAUUUAAAAUUAAAAAAAAAAAACAAACAAAGCAUAAACAAGUUAAAAUUGUGAUAAAUAGUUGUUAUUAAGAAAACAAAUAAAAGUUUAAGCCUACAAAAUGGUUGAUGACAUAUUUACUAAAAAGGUAUGGGUUGGAAAAAAUUUAUUGAUUAUAAUGGUUUUACUAAUGUCAUGCCGUCAAACAUUACAAGCUAAAUCUAUAAAUGACUUUCAAAAGCUUGAAGCUAACGCUGUAAAUAAAUCAGUACAGGAACUUUCAGCUGGUGGCAUGGAUCCGAUUUCGAAGUUACGUGCUAUUUGCAUUUCACGUGGCGCCAAUGGCAUUAUUGGUUUGGGCAGAGUUUUCCGUAAUAUGGAUGAUGAUGGCAGUAAAGCUCUAAAUGAAUAUGAAUUCACAAAAGGAAUUAAAGAAAUGGGCUUGGAAUUGAGUAAUGAGGAGAUUAAGGAAAUGUUUCGUAGCUUCGACGAAGACGGUAGUGGUUCAGUAAAUAUGACAGAAUUUCUGCUUAAGUUAAGACCUCCCAUGUCAAAAGCUCGUUUAGAUAUAAUUGAUAAAGCCUUUGCCAAAAUGGAUAGAACGGGUGAUGGUGUCAUAACCCUGGAGGAUUUAAGAAAUGUUUAUACGGCUCGUGAACAUCCAAAAUUCAAGAGUGGCGAAAAGACUGAAGAUGAAAUUUUAACUGACUUUUUGCAUAACUUUGAAGGUGGUCGCGGUAACUUGGAUGGCAAGGUAACCAAAGAAGAAUUUGUUAAUUAUUAUGCCACAAUUAGUGCCUCCAUAGAUAAUGAUGAAUAUUUCCAAUUAAUGAUGACAAGAGCUUACGCUAUGGAUUAAUCAGACGUAGUAUAAGAACAUUUUGGUUAUAUGUAUAAAUGAAAUAACUGUUUUGCACAAUUUUCCAUUUCACAUUUAUUUUCUGUUUUCAAAUAUUUAUUUUGAAAUUUAAUUAAGAUCAAAUAAACAAGUAUUAUACAUACGAUUUGUAUUUUUAAAAGCAA
Molecule: messenger RNA, 1041 nt
Organism: Lucilia cuprina (Australian sheep blowfly)
Lineage: Eukaryota; Metazoa; Arthropoda; Insecta; Diptera; Calliphoridae
Product: calcyphosin-like
Exons: 8
Coding region: 140-877 (245 amino acids)
Molecular function (GO): calcium ion binding
Source: RefSeq, a predicted model, not a curated record